Messenger RNA from Eutrema salsugineum, 666 nucleotides. RefSeq names its product non-specific lipid-transfer protein-like protein At2g13820. The transcript is spliced from 3 exons. The record is from RefSeq and is a predicted model, not a curated record. Lineage: Eukaryota; Viridiplantae; Streptophyta; Magnoliopsida; Brassicales; Brassicaceae. Bases 1 to 666 code for a protein of 221 amino acids.
AUGAAGACAUCGUGCAUUCUAUGUAUUGCAUUGGUUUUAGUAUCUUUAUGCCAUGCAUACGAGUUUGUAUCACCGUCACAGCCACCGGUUUCAUCUCCAACAACGGCACCAUCAAACACAGACUGUUCCACCGUAAUUUACAGCAUGUUGGAUUGUCUCUCGUUCUUGUCCGUCGGAUCAACGGCUCUUAGCCCCACCAAACCAUGUUGUGACGGGGUCGAAACUGUUCUUGACUAUAACCCUAAUUGUCUUUGUGUUGGGUUGGAGAGCAGUCGUGAAAUGGGAAUUGAGUUAAUUAACAGUAGAGCGCUUGCCAUGCCAUCUAUUUGUAACAUCCACAUUAAUCCUCAUUGUGAUGUUGCAUCAAGUCCGACUGCAUCAACACCAGCUGCGUCUACGAUUUCUUCGCCGGCAAAGCCACCUAUGACUUCAUCAUCUUCCACUUCAUCACCGGCAAUUACCACUCCACCACCGACUGUUCCACCUUCAAUACCAUUGGUUACCCAUUCAUCAUCGGCCAUAAUUGCUUCAUCGCCGGCGAUUGCGGCUCCGUCAUCAGCUAUAACGGCUCCAUCACCGUCGAAGUCUAGUACCGGCAACUUGAUAGUAUCGAAACUAUUCCUAGCCGCCGUGAUAGUUUCUUCUUUUGCUUCCAUCUUAUCUUAG